Molecule: messenger RNA, 588 nt
Organism: Phaeoacremonium minimum UCRPA7
Lineage: Eukaryota; Fungi; Ascomycota; Sordariomycetes; Togniniales; Togniniaceae
Product: putative mfs multidrug protein
Exons: 3
Coding region: 1-588 (195 amino acids)
Biological process (GO): transmembrane transport
Molecular function (GO): transmembrane transporter activity
Source: RefSeq, a predicted model, not a curated record
AUGUCCAUUAUCUCCACGGCAAUUCCAGUUAUCACCAACGAUUUCCACUCCUUGAAAGACAUCGGUUGGUGUUUCUAUAUCAACCUUCCCAUCGGCGGACUUGCAGCUGCCCUUAUGAUUUUCAUCCACGUCCCUGAUCAGGUCAAGAAACCUCCCUUCAAGAGCGUCGUGACAGACAAAAAUGCCUGGCAAAAGUUUGACCUCAUAGGCGCCAUCAUCUUCAUUCCUACAAUGGUGAUGCUACUACUUGCCCUUCACUUUGGCGGCAACGAGCAUCCUUGGAAGAGCGCAACCGUCAUCGGCCUCUUCUGCGGAUUUGGAGGGCUGGCAGCAGUGUUCCUGUACUGGGAAUACCGCGCCGGUGAGCACGCCAUGAUGCCUUUCUCGAUCAUUCGGAAGCGAGUUGUCUGGACCAGCUGUAUCUCGAACAUGUUUGCCUUUGGCGCCAACUAUUGUGUCAUUUAUUUCCUGCCGGUCUACUUCCAGGCAAUUCUCAAUGCUACUCCUUUCCACAGCGGCGUUGAUAUGCUGCCAAGCGUCUUACUGCAGAUCGUGUUCGCAGUUUCGAGUGGUGUCAUGGGUGAGUAG